Molecule: messenger RNA, 4044 nt
Organism: Dalotia coriaria
Lineage: Eukaryota; Metazoa; Arthropoda; Insecta; Coleoptera; Staphylinidae
Product: probable ribonuclease ZC3H12D
Exons: 4
Coding region: 1491-3221 (576 amino acids)
Cellular component (GO): cytoplasmic ribonucleoprotein granule; nucleus
Molecular function (GO): RNA endonuclease activity; metal ion binding; mRNA binding
Source: RefSeq, a predicted model, not a curated record
ACAGCCGAUUGAAACUAGGGCAUCAUCAUCGCUGCGCGCGCUAUCGAAGCACGAUAGAAACACUUCCGGAUCCACUCCGGCGAGAAGACACACUUUUUCGUCGUCGUCAUCCUACGCGCGGCGCAAGCAUGAGAUGUAUUUGUUGACGUGCGCGCGCGAGCGGCCAGUAGUGCGUAAUUCGCGACCGAAAAACAUUCGGCGCGCUAUGACGUCAGGUUUAGGAAAUGGCUUGGACCAGGAUGCGACUAAUAACCUUCGGACCGCCGCUGAAUGCCGCGCGCUACGCGAUGGGUGUGUGCGCUCGGUGGCCGCACGACAAUCGGCAAAUAUUGACGAAACGAAACGCGCAACGCACACACACACCAACCACAUGCAUGCACCUUUCACCUAUUAAAUUAUAGUUCUAUUCAUCAAUACCACACCAUGUGUAUCUCUCCACUGAAUUCUAUGCGAGCGUAAUCUCGAGUGCACCUAAGCGUGCGCAAUAAUGAAGAUCGCGCAUCACUAGGUCAAAGAGCUUGACGUAAGUUCAGCGACCGUUCCGACCCGGAUCUUAUUCAACGUUAUUACGGGCGCACGAGCAGGCCGCGGUGGGUGCAUCGCGCAUCCUCAUGCCGUGCGUGUGUUUGUUUCUAUGUCCGCGUCCGGCGGUUCCUGCUCGAGAACUUUCGAAAGUCGCCGGCCUGCUUUAUUCAAAACGGCGGCGUGGAGACCUUGUCGAGGAGGAGGAGCUAGUGCCAUCACAUCCGCAUCCGAUUCCGAAUUCGACAUUCCAUACUCUUAAACACUCAACCCACAAACAACAAAAAACCCUUUAUUUAGUUAUUAGUAUCGAUUCAUAUGAUUAUUUCAUUUGCUAUUCAUUUUCUUCUAUUUGUGCGUAUGGUGAAUGAGUAUGCGCCGUUUCACCGCGGUACACAUUCACCCUGAGCCGUUUCGCCGUAAGAAUAAUUCUAUAGUUUCUAGAUAAUUUUAACACGGAAAUAAUUAGAUUUCUGCGAAUAUUACAAUGAUUUAUAUAAGUUAAAUCUUGAAUCUUUCGAAUACAAUGUAUAAGAGAAUGAAAUUUUAAUGAAUUAGAUGAUUUUUCGUCUUCUUAGUACCGCGGUGGGUUGGCUCACGGCGAAACGGCGUGAAUAAUGAAUGCAGGUCCGCCGUCCGCAGGUGAAAUUAUACCGUGUGACGCUCCGCUAAGAACCGCAUCAUCGUUCGUUCGGUGCUGGAAACAUGUUGGAAAGGCACACGACGAGACGCAACUCACACCGCGGCGCGCACGCGGCCGAAGUUUCAGUCGGGUCUGGCCGGUCGCGCGAAGUGUUUCGAUGGUCUCGAUGAGUUCGGUCUUCGCCUUCGUGUCCGCGAGCGUCUCGUGGUAUGAUCGAUUACUGAACGCUGCCGACCACAGCCAAUAAACGCGCCGCGGUGAUUAUAAACACAUAUACCUAGAUAUUUCGUUUCACCGCCUGGGCCUACGCUGUGACAUUGGAUAAAUGCAUUUAGAAUGUAUCGGAAUGUGCACGAAGAAAUAUGUAGAUGACAUUUGCAAGGAAGGAUGCCAGGGUGGUACAAGCCAGCAUCCAGCGGCCGCUGGUGGUGGCGGCACGCUCGGUGGCGAGGAUUCCAGCUACGAUUCGGAUUAUGAAGCGGACGCGUCGACGCCUGGCGGCGGCAGUAAGCAUCAGGAUGUGUCGCGUACGACAAGCGAUACGCUCGCUGCCGAAUACGCCGACUAUGUGCAAACGGACGCGUCGCCUGGCUACACGGCGAGGGUUGAGUUUGCGCUGAAAUUGGGUUAUACGGAGAAAUUAGUGCAGGCGGCGUUGACGAAGUUAGGCCCAACACCGGCGCAGAAUGAGUUACUCGCUGAACUCAUCAAAUUGGGCGCGCAGCGUGGUAUGUCAGCCGACAGCAGUCCCUCCGACGAGGCCCCGCCUGUUCUCCCUGACAAUAGUCAGGAUUAUCAGGUGCAAUUACGGCCAAUUGUGAUAGACGGCAGUAAUGUCGCCAUGAGCCAUGGAAACAAGGAGAAGUUUUCCUGUCGAGGUAUCAAGAUCGCCGUGGAGUGGUUCCGGUCGCGCGGCCACAAAGACAUAACAGUAUUCGUGCCGAAAUGGCGCAAGGAGUCGCCGCGACCGGACAAUCCCAUCCAGGAUCAAGACAUUCUCGCCGAAUUGGAACGUGAGCGUAUGUUGGUCUUCACGCCGUCGCGACUUGUCGGUGGCAAGCGGAUGGUGUGUUACGACGACCGCUAUAUACUCAAACUAGCAGCUGAAGUGGAUGGAAUUGUCGUGUCCAACGACAACUACCGCGACCUCUGUCAGGAGUCGGCGGAGUAUCGCAAAGUCGUCGAGGAGCGCAUCUUGAUGUAUUCAUUCGUGAAUGAUCGUUUCAUGCCGCCGGAUGAUCCGCUCGGUCGUGCUGGCCCAACGCUGUGUAAUUUUCUACGCACGCAACCAAAGAAAACCGACCCGCCGCCGCUUUGUCCCUACGGCAAGAAGUGCACCUACGGGAACAAAUGCAAGUACAAUCAUCCCGAACGCGGUCCCUUGCCGCACAAAAGCGUCAUCGAACGGCUCUCCGAGCACGCGCAGCGACACCUACAGGCGAGAGAAUGCGAAACGAGAAAAUUACCCCUAGGCCGCACGCGUUCCAAUAUCCCACCGCCGAAGGAAGUCCAGCAUACGAUCGUUUCCAAGUCACGUAGUGUCGACAAUGUGGGCGCAGCGUAUCUCCAACAACAGGCGGCGGCGCAAAGCCAAGCACAAGCUGCGCAGACUCAGGGCGAGAAUCUGCAUCGUAAACUACAGCGACAACUCACGCUGAAUCCGAACGCCGAUCCGCGUCUGAGGCGGUACAAGCCUCUCACGCCGCAGCCGCAACAACAGGUGCUGAAAUACGUGCCCAGCUGGGAUCUGCAUCAGAAUGUGACGCGCAUCGCGUCCGCGCCCGACAGCUACCGGCCAUGGCCGCCUGUGCCUCAACAACACCCGCCGCAUCUCAUCUCCAGCUGCAGCGAUCCGCAGCUGAACGUGUGGUCACCGCACAUGCCGCCGCCGCCGCCGAUGAAUGUGCAGGAGGACGCGCGCCGCAAGCUGCACUACCAUCUAGCGGCGAUUUUUCCCGAGGAGCAGGUCACACAAGCGCUGCAGCUCUAUCCGGACGAGACGAAUCCGCAGAAGAUUUGCGCCGCGAUACUGGCGCUGUUUCCCAAGCAGGGCUAAGCACCCGCACGUUUUGAUACGACGAUGUUUCUAAGGCGCUUAGACGAUCGUGUUAAGCGUCAUUAGCGAACGCGACGAGCGACUUUUUUUAUUACGCCCUUCAUAUUGAAGCAGCGCGCGACCGAGAACACGGCGUCGAUGAGACCAGAAGGAGGUGGAAAAUGAAUUUUAAGCUAAUAUAUUGAAUUGCAUUGAGUUAAUCAUCGAUGUCGAUGAUGGUACGUGCGUGUCGUGCAGGAGAGAAACAACCCUUUCAUAUAUUGAUUACGUUGAUACUAUGUAUCUCUAGUAAAAUUGUUGCAAUUUGUAUAUUUUCGAAGUGUCGACGAUGGCGUCGGUACGUCGGUUCUAGUAGCAAUCCGUACUGAAUUUGUGUUAAGGACAACAAUACGCGACGAUAAGAAACAAAACAAAACAAAAAAGAAUUAUUAACAAGACACGAAAUCGAUUGUUAUAUUAAAUUUAUUUAUUGAUGAAGACUGUACCGUACGUUAACGUUUUAAAUACUUUAUUGUCCAUUCGUUGCUGAAGGCGGAGCACUCACAUCUCGGUGUGUUGUUAUGAGAUAGUAUAAUUGCAUAUUGCAUAUAUCGAGUGUAUGUACGUUUUAACUAUUACGUUUAAUCUAUGUUUAGUAUUAAUUGUGUACAACGGGCGGUCAUCGAUUAAUAAGACGCGUCUCAAAUCUGAGUUUGCGGGAGCGAUGGCGCUUCACUUCAAUUGUUUGUUCUUUUCUAGAGAAUCAUAUUUGUUAUAUUUUUUCAUUUUGAUUAGUAACAGUAACUAUUUAUUUUGUUUUUUAAUAAAUUGAUAAGAGAUACAA